This is a messenger RNA of Zingiber officinale, 1619 nucleotides long. Its product is annotated as zinc finger CCCH domain-containing protein 56-like. Lineage: Eukaryota; Viridiplantae; Streptophyta; Magnoliopsida; Zingiberales; Zingiberaceae. Gene Ontology annotation, molecular function: mRNA binding; metal ion binding. Bases 258 to 1334 code for a protein of 358 amino acids. The transcript has 2 exons. The record is from RefSeq and is a predicted model, not a curated record.
CGAGCCGCCACCCGUUUGAGUUCCUCCUAGGGUUUCGGCGACCUCUUCUUCCCUAUUUCGGAUACCUGAUCGCCAAAUCGGGCUUCUUCCACUGCUAGAUUUCCCCAAUUCUGAUCUCCCGUCACCGGAAACGGCGUUCAAUUGGCGAAUCUGUUGUCGAAUCCCUUUUUCUCUCACUUUACGGGGGUUUUUCGACUCUGGUGGUCGAAAGUUGCAAUCUUGAUCUCUGUCUCCUUGCGAUUUGGCUCGCAUGCACGAUGGAUUACGGCGGUGGAGCUGCGUAUCCUGAAAGCAACGCCAUCGCCAUCAUUCCAGACGCAUCCGGCCCUCCCAGCCGCGAUUCCUGGCCGCCGCCGGCGAGCGACCAGCUCGUGUGGGCGACGGACGAGGACUACCGUGCUUGGGGUGGCGACCUGUUGGGCGACAACGGCUUCAACUCUGCCUACGAUGGCCGCCAGUCCCGGUCUCGAGCUGGCAGCGAACAGCCUCCUGGCAAGCGGCCUCGGAUCGGAGAUUCGCAGGGUGGCAAUAGGAAUGCCAGCUCCAAAACCAUUGGGAAGAUGUUCUUCAAGACCAAGCUUUGCUGUAAGUUCCGGGCAGGGACCUGCCCCUACAUCACAAACUGUAAUUUUGCUCAUGGGAUCGAGGAGCUCCGGAAGCCACCUCCCAACUGGCAGGAAAUUGUGGCAGCUCAUGAGGAGGGUUCAGAGCCACCAUUCCCGAUAGAGGAACGCCACAAUUCCACCAUCGGUUCGUCAAUCGCAACAGGGGAGUCAGAGAGAUCGUAUAAGGGAAGACGAUGCAAGAAGUUCUACACAGAAGAGGGGUGCCCUUAUGGGGAUAGUUGCUCAUUCAUGCAUGAUGAGCAAUCUAAGUCUCGCGAGAGCGUUGCUAUUAGUCUGUCACCAGCAGUUGGAGGUGGCAGCGGAUGCGGGGGUGGAGCGGCUGUGGUGGCUCAAAAGCCGUCGAAUUGGAAGACGAGAAUCUGCAACAAGUGGGAGAUGACAGGAUACUGCCCAUUUGGCACUAAGUGCCAUUUUGCUCAUGGCGCUGAAGAAUUGCAUCGAUAUGGUGGGGGGAUUGUGGAUCCCGAAGGUAGAGAUGUCUUACCUGCUCCAGACACACAGCAAGCUGGGUCGUUAGCUAAGGCUACGGCGGAUGCUUCCCUAGGUUCGAAUGUUUUGGUUCCCCUCGCAGACACACAUCACAUUGGCGUGCCUUCGCAGAGAUUCUCUAGUGUUGUACAGAGACAGGGACAGAGGUCUAUGGAGAAAUGGAAAGGCCCGAACAAGAUUAGUAAGAUUUACGGAGAUUGGAUCGAUGACUUCGAAUAGAACCGCGAUCAUAAUUACAGGUCAACUAUUUUUUUCCCCCUAAUUUACUUGUGAUGCCGAAUAAGUUGGCAUGGUUUUAUGUUUGCAAUAAUCUACUCUUGAGCUUUCAUUUACUGAAACUCCUUCGCUCUAAUAAAAAUACUAGAGCAAUGUUUUUAACAGCAGUGCUCAUCUUCGUCUGUUAUCGAGCAGGUUCUGUAAGUCUCUUGUUUUCAUGGACGAUGUGUUGCGAGUGUUUGAGUUUGUUAUGGUUAAGCGUCUGAUGCUGCUUCUUUAGCCUUUAAA